AUGGCUUUGUUUAGAAAGUUCUUCCACAGAAAGCCUCCUGAAGGGUUAGUAGAGAUCUCAGAGAGAGUUUACGUCUUUGAUUGCUGCUUAACCACGGAUAUGUUGGAAGAGGCAGAGUACAGAGUCUAUGUAGGCCGGAUAAUGAGUCAGCUACGAGAACAGUUUCCCAAUGGAUCAUUCAUGGUGUUUAAUUUCCGGGAAGAAGAAAGCAAAAGCCUGAUGGAGACUGUACUCUCCGAGUAUGACUUGACCAUCAUGGACUAUCCUCGUCAAUAUGAAGGUUGCCCUUUGCUUACAAUGGAGACAAUCCAUCACUUUCUUAAAUCAAGUGAAAACUGGUUAUUGUUAGGUCAGCAGAACAUCUUGUUGUCUCACUGUGAGCGAGGCGGCUGGCCAGUUUUAGCCUUUAUGCUUGCUUCGCUCUUGUUAUACCGCAAGCAGUUCAGUGGAGAACAGAAGACACUAGAGAUGAUGUAUAAGCAGGCACCUCGUGAGCUGUUACAGCUUAUGUCUCCACUAAAUCCGUUGCCUUCACAGUUGAGGUUUCUUCAGUAUAUAUCGAGUAGGAAUGUUGGUUCACAGUGGCCACCGCUUGAACGGGCCCUUACGUUAGAUUGUAUCAAUCUUAGAGUGAUUCCUGAGUUUGAUAGUGAGGGUGGUUGCAGACCAAUAUUUAGAAUAUAUGGUCAAGAUCCUUUCAUGGCUUCCGAUCAGACUUCGAAAGUUCUUUUCUCGAUGCCUAAAAGAAGCAAAGCUGUUCGGCAUUAUAAGAAGGCAGAUUGUGAGCUGGUAAAGAUUGACAUCCAUUGCCAUAUUCUCGGUGAUGUUGUGCUUGAGUGCAUUACCUUGGAUAGUGAUCAUGAGAGGGAAGAGAUGAUGUUUCGGGUUGUGUUCAACACUGCAUUUCUUAGAUCAAACAUUCUGAUACUUAACCGUGAUGAGGUUGAUGUACAGUGGAACACAACUGAUCGGUUUCCUAAGGAUUUCAGAGCAGAGGUUAUAUUUUCGGAGAUGGGUGCUGGUAAGAGUGUUGUCUAUGUUGAUGUGCCGCAUAUGGAGGAAAAAGAUGGUCUACCAAUGGAAGCAUUUGCUAAGGUUCAAGAGAUUUUCAGUGAUGGUGAAUGGUUGGAUCCAAAUUCUGAUGUUGCUGUGAGUGUCUUUAACCAAAUAACAGCAGCAAAUAUCCUUCAAGAAAGCUUGGAUUCAAGUUCUCCUCGAAGCCCUGAUUCACGUAGCCUAUUGGAAUCAGCACUUGAGAAAGUUAGGGAGAAAACCAAGCUGAUGAUAUCGGAAAACGUUGCUGUAAGUCCUAACGCAUUCUCUCCUAUGUGGAAAGAGAAAGAUACACAUAGAUCUUAUGCAGAUCCGAAUUCACUCAUCAAGAAGGUUGAUGAACCGCAUGGACUUCGCGUUUCAGUCCAAAGAAAUGCUCAGUCGAAGAUAUUUUCCCCUCGAGUGGUCCAGAGUCCAGGAACAUCACCGGUUUUAAAACGUAGUCCCACACAAGGAUCACCGGGUUCAGUAUCUAGAUAUCACAGCUCCCCAUCUUCCCUUGGGAUCACUUCGAUAUUACAUGAUCAUGGUACAUGUAAAGGUGAAGAAGCUACUUCAUCAUCACCAGGCUCACCUUCAGUUUCGUUUGUACCAACAUUGAAUCCACUGACAUCAUCGCUUCUUAAAGCUUCUCUACAGAAGUCUUUCACGCAUGUUCCUUCAAAUGGUCCUCCUCCAUCAGAAGCUGCAGUGACGCCACCAGCAUUGCCACUGCUGAAGCCACUUAACAGUUUAUCUCCUCCUCCUCCGCCACCACCUCCCAUAUCCUCUCUGCGUUCCAUAGCAACACAAGUGCCACCUCCACCUCCGUCUCCACCUGCACCACACCCUCAACGUUCUGCACAGUCAUCUCUUCCUGUAGCCACAAUUAACCCUCCACCUCCACCACCACCACCUUUGCGUUCUAACUCUAUUGUGGUGAAGCCCCCUCCUGUUCCUCCUCCGCCAGCCCCUGCACCUCGUGCUCAUAUCGGAGGUUCCAAUGGAAAUAUUCCUCCAGUGCCUGGACCACCUUUGGGUUUAAAAGGGCGUGGCCUUUUACAGAUGAAUCUUAGAGGCCAGAGUCAAACGAAGAAGGCCAACUUGAAACCGUACCAUUGGUUAAAGCUUACCAGGGCAGUGCAAGGAAGUUUAUGGGCUGAAGCGCAGAAGCCUGAUGAAGCUGCUACUGCUCCAGAGUUCGACAUCUCUGAGCUUGAGAAACUCUUCUCAGCAACGAAUCUUAGCUCUGAAAAUGAAACCAAAGGUGGGAAGUCAGGUCGACGUGCCCGUCCUAAAGUUGAGAAAGUGCAGCUGAUUGAGCUCAGACGAGCAUACAACUGUGAGAUCAUGCUUUCUAAAGUCAAAAUACCUUUGCCUGAUUUGAUGAGUUCUGUUCUUGCGUUGGAUGAGUCGGUGAUAGAUGUUGAUCAAGUUGACAACUUAAUCAAAUUUUGUCCAACAAAAGAAGAAUCAGAAUUGGUCAAGGGCUACACUGGAGAUAAGGAAGCUUUGGGACGGUGUGAGCAGUACUUUCUAGAAUUGCUGAAAGUACCUCGAGUGGAGACCAAGCUAAGGGUUUUCUCAUUCAAGAUUCAGUUCCACUCCCAGGUUACUGAUCUUAGAAGAGGUUUGAAUAUCGUACAUCGUGCAGCCAACGAGGUUAGAGGCUCAGUCAAACUAAAAAGAAUCAUGCAAACUAUACUUUCCUUGGGCAAUGCCUUGAACCACGGAACUGCAAGGGGCUCAGCUAUUGGAUUUCGUUUGGAUAGUCUUCUGAAACUCACUGACACUAGAUCCCGCAACAGUAAGAUGACUCUGAUGCACUAUCUCUGCAAGGUGCUCGCCGAAAAACUUCCAGAGCUACUUGAUUUUCCAAAAGACCUGGUGAGCUUGGAGGCUGCAACAAAGAUUCAACUUAAAUAUCUAGCAGAGGAGAUGCAAGCAAUUAGCAAAGGGUUGGAGAAAGUAAUACAAGAACUGACUGCAUCUGAAUCUGAUGGUUCAGUAUCAAAACACUUCCGCAUGAACUUGAAAGAGUUUCUAAGUUUUGCUGAAGGAGAAGUUAGGUCCUUGGCUUCUCUUUAUUCAAGUGUGGGUGGAAGCGCUGAUGCUUUGGCGUUAUAUUUCGGAGAAGAUCCAGCUCGUGUCCCAUUUGAGCAAGUUGUAUCCACGUUGCACAACUUUGUUAGAAUAUUUGUGCGGUCACAUGAGGAAAACUGCAAGCAAGUCGAGUUUGAGAAGAAGAGAGCACAGAAGGAAGCAGAGAACGAGAAGCUUAAGAAAGAUGUGUACAAUGAGAACUGA
Molecule: messenger RNA, 3339 nt
Organism: Microthlaspi erraticum
Lineage: Eukaryota; Viridiplantae; Streptophyta; Magnoliopsida; Brassicales; Brassicaceae
Source: the annotation of a GenBank genome assembly